AUAUUGUUUGCGUUCACUGCAAGCUCACGGAUAUUUGAAACGUUGUAUGGGUGAAGCAGCAUAAAAUCACUGUGAGGGGGAUACAAUACAAAAAUACCUGAGCAGAGGCAGGGAUAUAGACACCAGAGGGCAAUGGUGGAAACUAAGUACAUUUACUAUUGUGCUGUAGAUUGAGACACCAUGACUGAAGAAACAGCCAAUGGGAUCCGCGUUGAAGACUCGGGGACAGAUAAAGGGGCUCCAGCGAGGGAGAAGUGGGCCAAUAACACAGAGUUCUUGCUCUCCGUGGUCGCAGCAAUCAAUGGCUUUGUAAAUGUUUGGAGAUUUCCUUAUCUGUGCUUUAGGAAUGGAGGAGUUGCCUUCUUCAUCCCUUACUUUGUGUGUCUCAUCUCCGUUGGCAUUCCCAUAUUCUUCCUGGAGACUGCAUUGGGCCAAUACACCGGUGAGGGUGUGGUCACUGCCUGGAGGAAGAUUUGCCCUAUGUUCGAAGGUGUGGGGGUUGCGUCCCUAGUGGUCAUGAUCUAUCUGAACAUCUUCUUCAUUGUGAUAUCAGCCUGGACUAUCUUCUACCUGAUCAACUCCUUCAUAAGCCCUAUGCCCUGGUCCACAUGUAACAACGUUUGGAACACUGACGAAUGUCAUACUCGUUAUAGCAUUUAUGCAAACCCCCAUAUGUUUCAUUCUGAGUCCAACUGGUCAUUCCUAAACAACUUUACCUCAGAUGACUACUUAGAGAAUGACAGUUUCAUGAAUGGGACAGAUACAUCCCUGACAUUCACUUCACCGGAAGAAGAAUUCUGGCUUUCACGUGUGCUAAGACCAUCAUAUGACAUGUCGCUGGGUAAGGUGCACUGGGACCUGGCUCUGUGUCUCCUGCUUGCCUGGAUAAUAUGUUACUUCUGCAUCUGGAAGGGAAUUAAAUUCAUGGGCAAGAUAGUAUACUUCACUGCUACAUGCCCCUACCUGAUGAUGCUCAUCCUUUUCAUCCGUGGGGUGACACUCCCAGGGGCUGGCGAGGGCCUAGCAUAUUACCUCAUGCCUGAUUAUAGCAGGAUCAUUUCUCCAUCUGUAUGGAUUGACGCAGCAAGUCAAGUGAUUUACUCCUACUCUUUGUCUGUUGGAGUACUGACCACUCUUGGAAGCUAUAACAAAUACAACAGCAACUGCUACAGAGACUGCUUUGCACUGUGCUGUCUGAACUUCGCCACCAGUAUCUUUGCUGGCCUUAUUGUGUUCUCAGUACUGGGAUUCAUGGCUUAUGAACAGAAUGUAGAAAUAUAUGACAUUGCUAUGUCUGGUCCUGGUUUGGCUUUCAUAACCUUUCCUAAGGCUGUCUCAAUGCUGCCUGGCUCGAUGUUUUGGUCUGUGCUCUUCUUCCUCAUGAUGCUCCUCCUGGGUAUAAAUGCUCAGUUUGUGUACGUGGAGAGCAUGGCCACAACCAUCACAGACCUAUUCCCACAUCACCUGAGGAAGCCUGGAAGAAGAGAAAUACUGACCCUGGUCAUCGCUGUGGUCUGCUUCCUACUGGGACUGCCAUUUAUUACUCAGGGAGGAAUAUUACUCUUUCACGUGGUUGACCUGUAUGGCCUCAGUGAAAUCAUUAUCCUCUUCAUUAUCGGCUUUGAGUGCAUUGGCAUUGCCUGGGUGUAUGGUGCAGACCGUUUCUUACACAACAUUACAGACAUGAUAGGGUACCCGCCAGUCCCAGUGCUGAAGUACUGCUGGAUGUUUUUCACACCGCUCAUCUGUUGGAUCGCUAUACUAUAUCAUUUAUCAUUACCAUCCCAUUUGGUGGUGUUCGGCUUUGACGCCGGUGGGCAUAGUUACACUUUGGGCAGUCUACUCAUCUUUACUCCACUGAUAUUCAUCCCAGUUUUCAUUUUGGUCUCAUCGUAUAGGAAUUUCCAAACUAUGUCUACACCAUCCAGUGACCUGCGUCAGGCUUGGGCACACAAGCCAGUGCUCACUCUGUGUAAGUGUGUAAUCUUCAAGGCUCAGGGGCCGCCAAGCAGCACCGUGGCUGAAGGAAACGAGAAGAUGAUGAUGGAGGAACCCAUUGGAGUUUGAUUGUAAUUAAUGACAUUUAUAGAUCUUGCAGCAAAUGAUGGUUCUUAGCAUCAUUGCAAUAUACGCCAAAAAACAAUUAUUUGAAUCAUAUGCAAAGUUUUAUAAAUGUUUACACUUUUCACAGGUAUUCAGGGAGGUCAUUUUAGGAUUGUUUUCUUUUUACCUAUGCACAUUAUUAAACCUUUUUAUAUUACCUUUAAAAAAAAAAAAGAAGAAGAAAAAUGAAAAAGUCCCACAUAAUGUACAAACUCAAACUUACCCAUAAUCCUUUACACUGUAGUUGGCCUAUGACAUUAACAAGGUAGUGCAUCUGGGUCAUUUAUUACAUUUGUUUUACCUGCAAUUUAAAUGAGGUUAGCUGUUUAUUAAAUGUAUAAUUACAGACAAAACUGUCAUUAUAUUAAUAUUAAUGAACGCAAAAUUUGAAUAAGGGUUUUGAAUUCUGUUUAUAUAAUGUUAGGAUGCUAUCAUGGUCAAUAGUUUAAGAGUCAACACAAUUUACUUCCUUUGUCAUUAGGAAUAUUUUGUGAUUAUUAAUAUAAUAUCUCCCUUUUAGUCAACCAAAAUGGACCAAUUUUUGUUUCUGAAUGUGCCCAUGAUAUUCAGUGUCAUAUAUCAUGAAUAUUAAACAUAUUACCUUGUGUAAACAGUGGUGAUACAUCUCAUUAAAAGUAUCAAUGU
This is a messenger RNA of Scomber scombrus (Atlantic mackerel), 2748 nucleotides long. Its product is annotated as sodium- and chloride-dependent betaine transporter-like. The transcript has 17 exons. The record is from RefSeq and is a predicted model, not a curated record. The coding region runs from base 181 to 2067 and encodes 628 amino acids. NCBI's taxonomy places the organism in Eukaryota, Metazoa, Chordata, Actinopteri, Scombriformes, Scombridae. Gene Ontology annotation, biological process: sodium ion transmembrane transport. Gene Ontology annotation, cellular component: membrane.